Messenger RNA from Syngnathus typhle (broad-nosed pipefish), 2495 nucleotides. It is a transcript of the gene nub1, whose product is annotated as negative regulator of ubiquitin-like proteins 1. Lineage: Eukaryota; Metazoa; Chordata; Actinopteri; Syngnathiformes; Syngnathidae. The transcript is spliced from 16 exons. Gene Ontology annotation, biological process: regulation of ubiquitin-dependent protein catabolic process. Gene Ontology annotation, molecular function: protein binding. The record is from RefSeq and is a predicted model, not a curated record. Bases 358 to 2124 code for a protein of 588 amino acids.
AAAGGCCAACCAACAUGUUAGCUAAUAACAGGACGUGACGUGAUCGCCACAUCUGCCAGUUAAUCGGGAGUCGCCGAUGGUGUAGGGAUACACUUGCCUUCCUUAAGUGCCGACACCGAGGGUUCGAUUCCCUUACAUAAAUGCCAACUUUCGUUUCCGUAAAGCCGCAGAAAAGAUCGUCUCUUUAACAGUGGCGUCACUCCUCCAGCAAUGUCGGAGCAGCUUUGUGUCGCUGUGAACGGCCCGGCUAGUAAGAGCUCUUCGUAGUUGAGUGCAUCUCAGGAGGCGUCACGUCUUAUACGUGAACAAGCAGAAACUCAAGCAGGGAAGGUAAGAAGAGCAAGGUUCUCAUCGAGGAUGGCGGAGCAGAACGUGGAAGCCAAACUGAAGAAUCUCUUGAAGCAAGAUAAGAUCCAACUGUGGAUGGCACCUUACACCCUCGACGCGCAGCAACCCGGACACACUCACACGCAGGAGCUGGCGGAGCGCUACGGUGCCCUGCUCCGCAUGCAGGUGUCAGAGGUCGCGGGCGCUCUGGAGGUCAUACGCGUGCAAGCGCUGAGGAGAGGUCAGCGGAACCAGACCUUCAGGGAAACCAAUAUGGCCACCGUAGAGUUGCUGCUGCCACGAGACUGCCACAAGGACAGCAAGUCAAAGAUGUUUAUGGAGACCAGGCUGGAUGUGUCUGCUCAGGAUCUGAUGGACAGGAUCGCCCAAGAAGUCGGCCUCAAAUCCUUCAAGGUGAUCCUGAAUGGGAAAACGUUGAAUGGCGGUUUGCGCCUGGACCAGCAGGGCGUUCGCAACCACAGUAAGAUGAUGGUCCUCAAGGUCAGCGCCGUCACUGCCACGGCCGCUGCUGGCCAGUCCACGUGUCAGGACGUCAACGACGCCUCGCAGUCCACCUCGCACGACCACAGCGUUCAGCGCACACACAGAGGCUUUGAGAUCCUGUCCGAGCGAGACGACAGCGACGACCUUCGGACCGCGCCAUUCUUGGAAGUCGCUGACCAGAAGGGAAACCCGCUCAAGAUCCCCCACAAAGAGAAGAAGGCGCUGAUCCUCGCCAUGGGCCUGCACGAGAAGGGACGGGCCCUCAUGAAGCGGAAACGCUACGACGACGCACUCUGUCACCUCCUGCAGGCUGACCUCCACUUCAGCGAGUGCGGCUCCGAGCUUCUGGGCGCAGUCGACAACCACGGCGUGCUGCAGUUGGACAUCGUUUGGUGCUACCAAGCCUUGGAGGCCUUGUCGUGUCUGGACGACGGGCGGGAACGUCUGCGACUGGCCGAGGACUGCUUCCUCAGAUGUUACGGUGAGCAGCAGCAGAGGCUGCUCAUGAUCAAGGGCAACACGGGGCGCGAGGAGGCGCUGUUCCUGCGCCUGCACCUCCUGCAAAGCCUGCUGGCUUUCGUGGACGGUAACGACCUUCAAGCCCAGCAGCAACUCGAGCAAGUGGAGUCGCUGUACACACGCUUGUGUCCCGAUGCAGACAAAAUGACUCAGCUGAUGGUUCUGGGCUUCAGCGAGCGAGAAGCUCGACUGGGCCUGCGAGCGUGUCACGGCGACGUGCACGAGGCCGCCAUGCUCGUCAGCAACCAGAGACAGGAGAGGGAGGAGCUGAGGCAACGGGAGCGCCGCAAGCGCCAGCAGACUAAGGCCGCCUUGGCCGUCCUGGCCGAAGCAGGCUACGGCGCCAGGGAAGCCGCCGCCGCGCUACGGCGGGCUGAAGGAGACGUGGACCGAGCCUUCCAAAUCCUGCUGGACGCAAGCCAGACGCUCGCCACAUCCGAUUGGAACGCGGAUGAGAAUCUGCAGCAGUUGCUGUAUUUGGGCUUCGAGCGGUCGUCGUCAGAGGCAGCGUUGGCGUUGGCAGGCGGCGACGUCCAAUUGGCCACCGAGCUGCUGAUGGACAACCCGGGAGCCGUCUUCACGGCGACCUCGUCCCCCUGGGAGGAGGAGCCCGCCACCUCGUCCAGCUCCGCCGCAGACGACAGCCAGCUGGUGAACGAGGUUCUGGAGGACAUCCCGCGUCACGAGGACGACUACUUGGACCUGACACUGGAGGAGGAGCUGCAGCUCAUCAACACCAUCAAGACCCACCUGGCGCGAUCCCUGGCGCAUUGACCGCGCGGUCGGUGCCAAUUGAUCCCAUGACUAGGCUUAGUCUCCAUUAUAAAAGUCGGGGAAAGGAGAAUGUUUGAUUAAAAAGAAAAUCUAUUUUUAGAUGAAUUACUAGAUGUGCAUUUAAAAAGGACUGUCUCCCUCCUCUUGACACAAUUGGAGUCAAACAUCUUUCAUUUUUUAAAUGGGACCCCGGCAAAUGGACAGAUUGACGUUUUCACCGUGCGUGUAACGGGAAAUGAGAUGGCAGCGCACGCAGGACAGGAAACAAUGUCAGACUUUUAUUUUGGCAAAGGUGGCGGACUUCCUGGGCUCGGCCGUCCGGAGGAAGUUGACAUGAGGAAAAGAAUCAUUAAAAAAAAGUUUUCUCUUCA